Neolamprologus brichardi is the source of this 2095-nucleotide messenger RNA. RefSeq names its product guanine nucleotide binding protein (G protein), beta polypeptide 2 (gene gnb2). Gene Ontology annotation, biological process: signal transduction. Lineage: Eukaryota; Metazoa; Chordata; Actinopteri; Cichliformes; Cichlidae. The record is from RefSeq and is a predicted model, not a curated record. Gene Ontology annotation, molecular function: protein binding.
CUUCUUCAUGCCCGGAUUUGAGGAUCCUGCAAGCGCUCACCGCGUGAUCCGGCACCCUGUUACUGAAUGAUUAUAUUCAGCAAAGAAAAGAAAAAAAAGAAAAAAACAGGAACCGUGUGGAUACUGCCCAAGCGGUGAGGGCCGCCUCUGGUUACUGUCUGCAAGAGGAAAACACAAAAUCUAGCGUGAAGGCUGGAAUUCUAAGCGCUUCUUCGUCCUUUUUUAAAUUUAAAUUAAUCAAUUUAUUGACAAUUUAUAUUCGAUGCACUUUCCGGAUUUUACUCUGUAAUUCACUGCCGACUUGGAGGCGUCUAUCCUGAUGAAGUAUCGGCAGAGGGAGGAGGAAACCAAAGAGAGGAAGGAAACGAGGAUAACGUCACGAAGACUCGGAGUAAAACGGACUGAGAAUAGUGUUUAAUGGACGAUCCCUGAUGCGGGCCGGGGAAAGAGCUGGGGCCAAUUCCGUCUGUUUACGCCGUAUUGGACGAAGAUGUUUUUGUUAGGUUGUCGUGUGUGAAAAGUGGAAACGAUCUGGAGAGGAAACAGCAGCUCGGCAGCAGCAGAUAUCAUCUUGUGUGUGUGUUUUUUCCUCAGGAGCUCCGCUAAAGCAGAGAAAUGGAAAUGUGUGCAGCCCUCCUCCGGUUGCCUGUUUACUGAAGGGUUUGGAAACAGGCUGAUCGUGACACACGGAACUUUUAAAGUGGAUCUCCCGUGAACUUGAUUUUUAAUGACUGAAAAAGACUUGUAGUUAAAUCCUCCGCGGGAUUUGUCCUUUUUUCCUUUUUUUUUUUUGAGGGGGGGACGUUGCUUUCAGUUUUUCUUUCUUUCUUUUUUUAUUUUCCUUUGCAGCAGGGGGAGGAAAAAAGGGCAGGAAAAUCAUCGGGAGAAUUAACAGCAGGUGACACCUCGGACAGUUUCAAAAUGAGUGAGCUGGAACAGCUUCGUCAGGAGGCCGAGCAGCUUCGGAACCAGAUACGAGACGCCAGGAAAGCAUGUGGAGAUUCAACCCUGACACAGAUAACUGCUGGUCUGGAUCCUGUGGGGCGGAUCCAGAUGCGGACAAGACGCACCCUCCGUGGCCACCUGGCCAAGAUCUAUGCCAUGCACUGGGGUACAGACUCUAGGCUUCUGGUUAGUGCCUCACAAGAUGGAAAACUGAUUGUCUGGGACAGCUACACAACUAACAAGAUACACGCCAUCCCCCUGCGCUCCUCCUGGGUAAUGACCUGUGCGUACGCUCCCUCGGGGAACUACGUGGCCUGCGGAGGCCUCGACAACAUUUGCUCAAUCUACUGCUUGAAGACACGCGAGGGCAAUGUCAGGGUCAGCAGGGAACUACCUGGCCAUACAGGUUACCUGUCAUGUUGCCGUUUCAUUGAUGACAAUCAAAUCAUCACGAGCUCAGGAGACACCACAUGUGCACUGUGGGAUAUCGAGACGAGUCAGCAGACCACAGUUUUCUCGGGCCACACCGGUGAUGUCAUGAGUCUGUCCCUUUCGCCCGACCAGCACACCUUCGUGUCGGGAGCCUGCGACGCUUCAAUCAAACUGUGGGACAUCAGGGACAGCAUGUGCCGGCAGACCUUCACGGGCCACGAAUCGGACAUCAACGCUGUCUGUUUCUUUCCCAAUGGCAGCGCCUUUGCCACAGGCUCUGACGAUGCCACCUGCAGGCUGUUUGACCUCCGCGCAGACCAGGAGCUAGGCCUCUACUGCCAUGACAACAUCAUCUGUGGCAUCACCUCUGUGGCUUUCUCCCGCUCCGGGCGCUUGCUGCUGGCUGGUUAUGACGACUUCAACUGCAACAUAUGGGAUGCUAUGAAAGGAGACAGAGCAGGAGUCCUGGCAGGCCAUGACAAUCGCGUGAGCUGUCUGGGCGUGACGGAUGAUGGCAUGGCGGUGUGCACCGGGUCCUGGGACAGCUUCCUCAAGAUCUGGAACUGAGCCAUGCACAUAAACAGCGAACCACACACGUCCAACAGACACCGCUCUUAUCUUGGGACACAGUUUGCACCCUGUACUCUCACUGUAUGUAAGAUUCCACAGACGAACCGCAACAUUAUACUGUACAUAAUAUAUAUGACUUAGAUAUGAG